Pocillopora damicornis (cauliflower coral) is the source of this 2335-nucleotide messenger RNA. RefSeq names its product cation channel sperm-associated protein 4. Gene Ontology annotation, cellular component: membrane; acrosomal vesicle; sperm principal piece. NCBI's taxonomy places the organism in Eukaryota, Metazoa, Cnidaria, Anthozoa, Scleractinia, Pocilloporidae. Gene Ontology annotation, molecular function: calcium-activated cation channel activity; voltage-gated calcium channel activity. The record is from RefSeq and is a predicted model, not a curated record. Gene Ontology annotation, biological process: sperm capacitation; flagellated sperm motility; transmembrane transport.
GGAAAAAAAUUUACAGAAGCAGAAACAUAAUGGGAAAUAAACAACGACAACUAACACACUCUCACAAACAAAAAUACACGGGGCUGAACCUUUUACCACGUCCGAAACCAGCUAUUACCGAAAUUUCCCUCUUGAUCCUUGGAAGACGGAGACGGAGAGACGUGCUAGUUAUGCAUACUUCGAGUAAACUGUGCAAUGAUUGGCUGAUGAGUGGAAACGCGCCACAGUGAGAAAUGAAGAAGAAACAACACGUUGUUAUGAACAACCUGUCCUUUUAAAAUCGCGUACAUUGUGGUAAACAGUGCAAUAAGUUUGGUUUCUGCCGUUUUCAAAUUUUGCUUCCAACUCAUUUUUACCGUUGGUCAGCGCAAAAUAGUUGAAAUUGACGCUGAUGUUGUUUUAAUUUUUUCUUGCUAGCUUGCAGCCUGAUUUCUUGAAUAUCAGCUGAGCAGAGUUUAAAUUUAGUAAUGGCUUCAAGGUUCAAAAAGGGUGUAAAUCAAGUCAAACUCUUGAAUAAGAUCACCACAGGAUUCUCCAAGAAUGAAGGUGAUAGUUCAGAAGAAACAGCGGAUAAACAGGAGAAAACCAACAUGACCAGUUCCCUCAAAAGUACUGUUGACAGGGUGAUGCUCCGCAUGAAGGUUACCUCUAUUUUGAAAGAUGUUUCUGGAAAGGACAAGGAAGAAGAGAAAAGUGAGAAAGAAUUCCAUGCAGUUUUCCAUGCAGUACAGAAUGAGAAAGAAGAACUUCUGAUGUCAAAAGAGAAUGAGGAGGAAAACAUGUGGGAUAUUGUGGAUUUGGAUGAUGAGGCAAUUGAGGAAUAUGCUUCUAAUGAGCUAUUGGGGCAGUUUUUGUCUAACACAGUGUUCAGAACUGGAAUUCUCUGUGUCAUUUUAUUCAACAGUAUACUGAUUGCUGUUGAGACAGACCAGGAACUUGAGGAGAAGUACAGUCAUUUGUUCUCAGUGUUAGAUCAAUGCCUGAUGACAAUCUUUGUGUGUGAGAUUCUUGUCAAAUGGUAUCAUGGAUUUUUUAUGUUCUGGAAGAGGGGAUGGAAUGUUCUUGAUUUCUUCAUUGUGGUGGCUCUCCUUCUUGGACCUUUGCUUAGCACAGGAUCAGGAAGUAGAGGUGUAUUGAGAAUUCUCCGAGUGUUGAGAGCUUUCCGCAGUCUUAGAAGCAUCACUUCCUUGCCUGGGUUACAGAUUGUUGUACAGACAAUAUUACAGUCAGUUCCCGACAUGGCGAAUAUAGUAUUGUUGCUCGUGAUUAUCAUGCUGGUGUUUUCAGUGAUUGGCGUCACGUUGUUCAGAGACAUUGUUCCCAUGUAUUUUGGAAAUCUCUCGAGCUCAAUGUUUUAUCUCUUUGUUUGUCUGACUCAAGAUGGCUGGAUGGAGAUUUUCAAAGCGUUUCAGGAUGUUGGAGAGACGUACUACAUUGGAGGAGGACUCUUUCUCCUUGUAUUCAUAGCGAUUGGUGCGUUCGUUUUCGCCAACCUUGUUGUGGCUGUCGUGGUAACAAAUCUGGAAUUUGCUAUGAUGGAUGUGAAGACUGAAGGAAAAGAUCGCGGAGAAAAAGAUGACCUCAAAGCCAAACUUGACGGAGAUGACACCACUCUGAAGACUGUGGGAGUUGAAGAAGUUCCAAGUUUUGUGUACUUGAAACAAAUGCCGUUUCAGUUACCGGACUUGACAAAAAUUCCUUCCGAGAAACUAGAAAAUUAUUUCCUCAUUCUGAGCGCGAUUGAAGAAAAUCUGGGAGAAUCGAAAAGAAUCAAGGCAGAGAUCAAUGAGAUAAUUGGUGAAGUGUCGGAGCUACAAGAGAAGGCGAAGAAGGAAGGGAUUUUGAAGAAUGACAACGAACCCGAUGAUACGAAAACCAGGAGCGACGAUAAUUUUGAGCCCACACAGAUAACUGGUGGCGAUUUGAUGUCGAACCUGAUGGAGAUGGAGCAAGGUAAACUAUUUGACUCGCGCAAGGAGACAUUGGGGUCCAUGCUGCGAGAGGGCGCUAGACUGGUGAGCACAGUCACACAAAAGAAAAAUACAACUGAUGAACGGAGAAGGCCUUCCAUUCCGGCUACUUUUUUCAAUAAAGGGUGAACACUUGAAGUCUUUAAAAACCUUGUCGAAGAUUGUAUGUUAAAGUAAGACUCGACUAUACGCAGAGCUAUGAUCUCAUUGUCAAGCUUUCAUCGUGAUCUACUUGACUUCAUUUUCAUUUUGAUCAUCUGUUAUAUCAAUUGAAAAUGAGAGUCGAACAGUUUUUCUUGGGAAUUUUAAGGGUUGUUUCGUCUCGGAGAUUUAUCAAAUUUCAAUAAACUUACAGAUAAGCCUUA